Messenger RNA from Oryza brachyantha (malo sina), 2418 nucleotides. RefSeq names its product signal recognition particle receptor subunit alpha. Gene Ontology annotation, biological process: SRP-dependent cotranslational protein targeting to membrane. Gene Ontology annotation, cellular component: endoplasmic reticulum membrane; signal recognition particle receptor complex. NCBI's taxonomy places the organism in Eukaryota, Viridiplantae, Streptophyta, Magnoliopsida, Poales, Poaceae. The transcript has 10 exons. Gene Ontology annotation, molecular function: signal recognition particle binding; ATP hydrolysis activity; GTP binding. The record is from RefSeq and is a predicted model, not a curated record. Bases 114 to 1994 code for a protein of 626 amino acids.
CAACUGACGGGAGGAAUAAAUAGCAGCACGCCGGAUUGGAUUUGAGAAUUUUUCGGUUUUUUUCCCCAUCCACACCACAAGCAGACCCAGGGACUAAAGGUUCGUCGGUCGACAUGUUGGAGGAGCUGCUCAUCUUCACGCGCGGCGGCCUCAUCCUCUGGUCGUCGUGCCGCGCGCUCGGCGGCGCCGCCCUCAAGGGCUCGCCCAUCGACGCCCUCAUCCGGUCCUGCCUCCUCGAGGAGCGCUCCGCCGACGCCAGCUUCUCCCAGGACACCUAUGCGCUUAAGUGGACCUUCAACAACGAUCUCGGCCUCGUCUUCGUCGCCGUCUACCAGCGCAUGCUCCACCUCCUCUACGUCGAUGACCUCCUCGCCGCCGUUCGCAAGGAGUUCUCUCAGAUUUAUGAUCCCAAGCGCACAUCGUAUGAUGAUGCCUUCAACGAGAUUUUCCGCCAGCUCCACCUCGAGGCUGAAGCACGCUCCGAGGAGAUGAAGAAGAAUAAACAGCUCACUGGAUCCCGCCCCACCAAGGUUUCCACCAACAAGACCACUCCAGGUCGUGGUGCCUCUCAGGGCACUGGUGGUGCUAUGAAGAACAGUGAUUCGGAGAAGGGUGACUCUGAUGGCGACUCCGGGAAGGAGCACCCAAAUGAUAACUUUAAGUGGCAAGAGAAUGGCCUCAAGGACAAUUCUCAUGCCCGUGCUGUUGUUGUCAAAGGGAAGGAGAACGGAGACCCCAACGAUGGGGCCUUUGAUGUAAAGAAGUUACUGAAGUUGAGAAAAAACAAGGGUGGGAAGAAGAAUGAGGCUGCUGGUAAUGUGGCCAGGAACACAAACAAAGCUGAACCAAAGAAGACUGUCAAGAAAAAUAGGGUUUGGGAUGAUGGAUCUUCCAACAAGAAGCUGGAUUACACAGACCCAGCUGAUAAGAGAGGGGACGAGGUGAUAGACCAGGUGGUUGUCCGCCAGGGAGCAAGCAUGAUGGAUAAAGAUGACGUUGUAAGCAGUGAUGAUGAAGAAGAGGAAGAGGAAGAUGGAGAGGAAAAUUCUGGAGAUGUCCAAAAGAAGAAAGGAUGGUUCUCAUCGAUGUUCAAGAGCAUUGCAGGUAACAGUGUUCUUGAGAAGUCUGACCUUCAACCUGCACUCAAAGCGCUUAAAGAUAGGCUGAUGACUAAGAAUGUGGCUGAAGAAAUUGCAGAAAAGCUUUGUGAAUCAGUAGCAGCUAGCCUUGAGGGAAAAAAGCUGGGAUCUUUCACAAGGAUAUCCUCUACUGUUCAGACAGCUAUGGAGGAGGCACUUCUUCGCAUCUUAACCCCAAGGCGGUCUAUUGAUAUACUAAGGGAUGUACAUGCUGCCAAGGAGCGUGGGAAGCCAUAUGUUAUUGUUUUUGUUGGUGUGAAUGGAGUUGGCAAAUCCACCAAUCUUGCAAAGGUUGCUUACUGGCUUCUUCAGCAUAACCUUAGUGUGAUGCUGGCAGCAUGUGAUACAUUUAGAUCUGGUGCUGUUGAGCAGCUGCGCACUCAUUCCCGUAGGCUUCAGAUACCUAUAUUUGAGAAGGGAUAUGAGAAAGAUCCAGCGGUGGUUGCAAAGGAGGCUAUUCAGGAGGCCUCUCGUAAUAAGUCAGAUGUUGUUCUUGUUGACACUGCUGGGCGUAUGCAGGAUAAUGAGCCACUCAUGAGAGCACUCUCCAAGCUCAUCAAUCUCAAUACCCCAGAUCUAGUUUUAUUUGUUGGGGAAGCAUUGGUUGGUAAUGACGCUGUUGAUCAACUCACUAAAUUUAACCAGAAAUUAGCAGACCUUUCCGCUGUCCCUACUGCCAGAUUGAUAGAUGGCAUCCUGCUCACCAAGUUUGACACCAUCGACGACAAGGUCGGAGCUGCACUUUCCAUGGUUUACAUAUCUGGAGCUCCAGUCAUGUUCGUUGGCUGCGGUCAGUCUUACACUGACCUCAAGAAGCUCAAUGUCAAAUCCAUCGUUAAAACUCUGCUGAAAUGAAUGCAGUGCGUCUUUUGUGCAUUGUGCUGCACCUCGGAUACUUCUGCCUUUAAGUAUUGCUAUCUUCAAAUCCCCCAUGACCUCGUCAACAAGUUGGAUGUGUUUCUACCCCGUUUAACCGUUGUAGUAAUACAAACUGCUGUGCUUUUUUCACUUGUGUGACUGCUUUGUACCACAUGUUUACCAUGGGAUAUAUAUAUAUAACAUGGUUCUAGUAUGUUCUUUGGUUCAACGUUAAAUGAUCGGCUGAUCAAUGCUAAAGAACGAGUUUCCUUGGAGCACUAAAGUUGCACAAAACCAUGGGAUGGUAGACCACAGUUAUCAUUAUAAUGGUGUUUCAAAAAAUCACACAUUUGAAUCGACUUAAAUUUGACAUGUACAUCUGUAAGUGAGUGUUCUGUACUUGACCCUAACUGUCUAUGAA